UCACGCAACAGGUUUCAGUUCCUGCACUUUUCUACUGUGAAGAAAAGCAUUAACUAACUGAGGAAAUAUAUUCAAAGCAACAGGUGGAGGAUUGACUGUCAACAGAUGGACGUUAUCUGAGGAUUCUAGAAGACCUUGACUUCAACGAAACGCUGAUUUAUGGAUUACACUUUGUCUUUCCCUUUUUUCCUCUGACUUGAUUUUCUUCAGAGAAAGAUAUUACGUUUUUUUCUUGAACAACAAUUGAAUGUGAAAAUGGGCUCCUCUCCAUCCAAAGGAAAGUUAUUUUCUAAGACAGGAAAUUCUGGACCUCAACCAGAUUUGCUAGAUGAGGCACAGAAGGAGGGUGUUGAUUCUAGACCUGCAGAGGAAAAGAGUCAAUGUUUCAAAACUGACGAGAAAGAAAAUGAACUUCCUCUACCCAUUGAAGAACCUCAUACAAAAGAGAUUGAUUGUUCUCAGCUGGCCUGCGACACAGAGGUUGCCCAAAACAUAGAGGACAUCAAAGAAAAAGAGGUGAAUGUGAGGCCCCUGGGAAUAGUCGAGGAGGUUGUACAAACAGAUACAUAUAAAACAACAGAGAAAGUAAAGAAGAAUAAAGGCAGGAGAAGGUCUACUAAAAAGCACAGAAAAACGUCUUUUGUCCAGACAAAGGUUGACUUCCCUCCACACAUGGUGAGGGCUCACGUGGCAGCCUAUGCCUUUCUGAAUCCGAACAUCUCCAAAUAUGAGACCCUGUUGGGCCUGCUGGACCAGGCCGCGCAGACACAGCUAUCCCUGCAGCCCCCGAUGUCCGCUUUGGUGUUGCGCUUCGAGGAGAUCAACCAGGCUCUAGAAGAAAUGGCGGAGGAGGGGGAGCUCAUGUUGAAAGAGCACGGGGACAACAUGGCCUUGCAAUCUGGGAUGAUGGGCCCCACUGUUAUGCCAGCUAAACCAAAAAAUUACACAGGCAAUCCCCCCAACCCACCUCCAGAUCUGUUACAGCAACUGCUCCAGCAUUCAACAGAGAAAAUGAGGCUUGUGGGGGGCUCAGUCCACGCUCUUGGUGACACCACCCUUGAGGAGGCGGUAGAGUAUUUUACUUCUCUCUCUAAACUGCUGGUUGGGAAGCUGCAGACCAAGCAAGCAGCAGAGCAGAGGUUGUCUCAAGUGCUGGCUCGAGUGGAGGAAGCUGCCAUGAGGAAGUAUAACCCAGAGGAGUUGUCACUGCACAGUGAGGACAGUGGGAUUGGGGGAGAAAAUGAGAGUCUGACGUCUGAGAGGUACCACCGGCAGCGUGGGAGUGCUGGAGCUGGAAGUUGUGGAUCUGGAUUCAACAAUCGAGGUGCAUUUGAUUUUUUGCCCAGCAAUUUACCCAAUCUUAAAGACUACAAUGAAGAUGGUGAAGAUGACGAGGAGGACGAUGAGGAUGAAGAGUUUGAGGAUGAUGAAGGUGAUAGGCCUGAAAGGAAAAGAUCAAACUCUUCCCCACCAGAUCCCAGUCAAGCUUUAUUUUACACGUUUGCAAAGUACAUGAAGGAUUGGCAGCCUGCAGGGAAACGACCUCUGACUGCUGCGGCUGCUUCUGAAUACACAUCAUCCAUCUUGAGUGUAGACUUUAUGAUGGAACUACAAAACAGCCGGGGGAACUUGGAUCAACAAAUGAAAAAGAUGGCUGAAUUCCGAGGAAAGAAGGAGUUAGCAGGUCCUCAUUACAACCUGUAUAAAAAUGGACAAAGACGGCAUUCAAUAAGUGGAUCGUCAGGUGCACAAAAAGGCCCUUUCAGAACAAAUCAAUCACCUGGUUCCUCAAAAAUGUUAGCACCCCAACCACCAAAGCACCAAUCGGUCAGAAAGUUGAUAAAUACCUUUAGCCAAGGGGUGGAUGGUAGACCAGGGCAAAGCCUUGCAAAUGUCCCAUCUCAUAUCAGGAGCCACAGGAGAGUUCGGAUCCCUCAAUCAUCUGACAUGGUAAAUGGUAAUGAUGGGGGGUUUGUCAUCAAUGGCAACAAUAACAACAACAGCUGGCCUGAAAGCAAGGAUGACCUGGAUGAGGACAACCUACCACCUCCGCCCCCAGAGGUUUUGUGGGACAAUUCCUUCCAGAGAGAUGAUGGCAUACUAGGAAAUAAGGAAGGGUCACAGGAAGAUUCGUCUCUAAAUCUCCCAAUAAUAAACCAAAAGACGGGAGUGUCCCAGCGCCUCAAGGCAUCCAUUCAGAAUGUGGAAGUGCUGCCAAACCGAGUCAGCGCCAGGUCAAGAGCGAUCACUAUCUUGCCUGCCCUUGCUGCAAGACGGGAUGCUGUUAUGGGGGCACAAGAUGCAGAUAAGCAACCAGAAACGUGGAACAGAUGUGAAAGUACUGAACUCUAUGAAGGCGAGAUAAGCUCCUACAGACUGCCUGUGACAGCACCACCUGUGUCUAGAGUGCGCCUACCGCCAUCUUGUCCUUCUGUGUGCCACAAAUUUCCAAGGCCUCCUGCUUUUAGACCUCAGUCCACCUCUCGCCCAAGUUCUCCAGUAGAAGUGACACGUGCCACAGAUAACAACACUGAAGACAUCAUUCCGUCUGUGUCCUUCCGCGAUGCCCGCUCAGUCUUCCUACAAAAAGAAUCACAAAACUCACAGACCUGCAUCACAUCUGGAGGUACUAUACUCCCCAAACUCUGGGAAGAGAGCUCCCGAGGCCGGUUUUCCACAAGAGGGAUAGACAAUUCUAACCGUCGCACCCAAUCAGAACGGAGGCCAACUUCCCAUUCAGAGCUUUCCAAUGGCAGCUCCUCAACCGCUACCCAGGCUAAGGGGACUGUUCCGACCAAAUAAAUGCUGGACAGUCCUCUGAUGAUGGGUGACGACAUCAGUUGGACCCAAGUGCCGCUGUGUCAACAGCCGAGAGCCCAGCUGUGAUUGGUCGGGAUGCUUAAGUAAAAUAGGACGUUGGAAGGGAAGGGAGAAAGGGAUUAUGGAUUAGCCGGAUUCUGAAGUUAAGACCCUUUGUCUUUACUUUCCUUUGCUAAUAAAAUAUGUUUUUUCCAGCAUUUGUGUUGGAUGC
This is a messenger RNA of Eleginops maclovinus (Patagonian blennie), 3031 nucleotides long. It is a transcript of the gene pcare2, whose product is annotated as photoreceptor cilium actin regulator 2. NCBI's taxonomy places the organism in Eukaryota, Metazoa, Chordata, Actinopteri, Perciformes, Eleginopidae. The transcript has 2 exons. Bases 256 to 2802 code for a protein of 848 amino acids. The record is from RefSeq and is a predicted model, not a curated record.